This is a messenger RNA of Leptosia nina, 1242 nucleotides long. The record is from the annotation of a GenBank genome assembly. NCBI's taxonomy places the organism in Eukaryota, Metazoa, Arthropoda, Insecta, Lepidoptera, Pieridae.
AUGCUUCAUCGGAAACUUAAAACUACAUGGAAAGUAAUGAUCAACCGCGAUGAGCUCUCACCUACCAUACUGCAAGACGUCAAGAUUUUAGUAGUACCAGGACCGCAGAAUGUAUUUAACGACGACGAAUUAGGUGCGCUCAAAAGUAUGGUGGAGAGAGGUGAUUCUGUCUUAGUACUUAUGACCGAUGGGGGUGAAGAACGAAUGAAUACAAAUAUUAAUUUCUUUCUGGAAGAAUAUGGAAUUAUUGUAAAUAAUGACUGCGUGGUGCGGGCGAAAUAUCACAAAUAUUACCAUCCUAAAGAAUGUCAUAUUUCCAACGGUAUCCUGAACAGAGCUGUCGUCAAGUCCAUUAUGAAGAUGCCCAACUACACGAGCGAAUCUGAUGAUUUUGUUGAAGAUCCACCAUCACCAAAUUUCAUUUACCCUUACGGUGCGACGCUAACUGUGAAGAAGCCAGCUGCGGCCAUUUUGUCAAGCAGCGAUGUAUGUUAUCCCGUAAAGAGACCCAUUGCAGCACUCUACACAUCUGAAAAAACUGGCGGUAAACUUUUCGUUAUGGGCUCAGGACACUUCUUCACAGAUCAAUACCUAGAUAAUGAAAGCAACGAUCUGAUACGAGAGUUGGUGUUCAACUAUCUGGGAGGGGUCACGGACAUACAUUUAAACCCAGUCGAUGUGGAUGAUCCUGAUGUGAAUGAAUACCGGACCCUGGGAGAUACUUUGUGGCUAAGCUCUUUGUUGCUUCCGGAACCUGCCAGCGCGCCACCACCACGAUUAACUCCCCUUCAUCCACACGCACUCUUCACUUGGAGGCUGUUUUCUCUCAACCUAUCACACUUACCAGAAGUACUAGGACUAUAUGAAGAAUUAGGAAUCAAACAUGAACCAUUGCGUUUGAUAGCGCCGCAAUUCGAAACCCCGUUCCCGCCAUUGCAACUUGCUGUAUUCGCGCCUACAUUUCGUGAGCCACCUCCGCCGCCUUUGGAGCUUUUCGAUCUUGAUGAAGCAUUUUCCUCAGAGAAGUCUCAAUUAGCUCGUCUCACGAACAAAUGCUUACAGCCUAAUAGCAACAAGAUGGCUCAAGGUGACGGCCAACUUGACAACGAAUUAGAAUAUUUUAUACGUGAAUGCGGGCGCGCUGUACGUCUCACCAAGUCUCAGAACCAAGGAGCCAAGACUCUUUUGCAUCAGCUUGGCCUACAGCUAGCAACGUUUAAAAAAAUAGCACCAAGAGAUUAA